Protopolystoma xenopodis is the source of this 285-nucleotide messenger RNA. NCBI's taxonomy places the organism in Eukaryota, Metazoa, Platyhelminthes, Monogenea, Polystomatidea, Polystomatidae. The record is from the annotation of a GenBank genome assembly.
CCUUCAUCAAGCUUGCGUGGCACUGGUUGUAACAUUAUCAUCAUCAUUCCUUCUCUUGCCCUUCGUGAUUACCUCCUCCAUCAACCUUUGUCAGUCUCUCCUGUUCAAGUCAUCUCUAUUCUCCCUUCGCUGGUCAGCGAUGGCGGACUCCAGCUAAGCCUCAGUUGGCGGCCCUCUGUCUGGCUUGGCCAGCACUCGAUCUGCUUCAUCUUCUUCAUCUCCCAGUUGUCCGGCCUUUGUUUGGCGAUCUACACGAAAUUUGUUGACGGUUUUGCGGUAAGCUAG